Molecule: messenger RNA, 1350 nt
Organism: Echinococcus granulosus
Lineage: Eukaryota; Metazoa; Platyhelminthes; Cestoda; Cyclophyllidea; Taeniidae
Product: Mothers against decapentaplegic
Exons: 4
Coding region: 1-1350 (449 amino acids)
Biological process (GO): cell differentiation; regulation of transcription by RNA polymerase II; BMP signaling pathway
Cellular component (GO): heteromeric SMAD protein complex
Molecular function (GO): I-SMAD binding; RNA polymerase II cis-regulatory region sequence-specific DNA binding; DNA-binding transcription factor activity, RNA polymerase II-specific
Source: RefSeq, a predicted model, not a curated record
AUGCUUUUGGCGAUCGGUGCCGUUAUUCUUGCUUUUAAAAUGUCAACUUCAAUAUCAAGUCUAAAUAGCCUUUUUUCGUUUACUUCUCCUGCAGUUAAAAGGUUGCUCGGUUGGAAGCAAGGUGACGAGGAGGAAAAGUGGGCUGAAAAAGCUGUAGAUUCUCUUGUGAAAAAGCUGAAAAAGAAGAAAGGUGCUCUUGAGUCCCUGGAAAAAGCUUUGAGUAAUCCAGGUGAACCAAGUGAAUGUGUUACGAUACCAAGAUCUUUGGAUGGCAGACUGCAGGUUUCACACCGCAAAGGUCUGCCACAUGUUAUAUACUGUCGUGUUUGGCGUUGGCCUGAUCUACAGAGUCAUCACGAGCUCAAGCCCCUAGACAUUUGUCGCUUUCCUUUUUCUGCUAAGGAGAACGAAGUGUGCAUAAACCCGUAUCACUACAAGCGUGUUGAAAGUCCAGUUUUGCCGCCCGUUUUGGUUCCAAGGCAUAGCGAGUACCCUUGUAUGGGGUCGGUAUCCGCUGGACCUCCAGCGGACUCAACAAGAAUAAGCAUAAUGCCACUCCAGGCUGCUCCACUCUUGGUGGCGUCAUCUUAUGGUCAGCCGACGUCAAGCGGACCUUCAAUGCCUUACGUCACCUAUCCCCAAGGUUUCACUCAGACCUCGCCGCUCCCCCCUGCUACUCCCGUUAGCAGUGGUGCCUCUCCCUCUACCUCCCUUCCUCCGCCCUCCGACACUCAUCCAGUAAACUACCAAGAACCGAAGUACUGGUGUUCGAUAGUCUACUACGAACUAAACACCCGUGUUGGAGAAGCCUUUUUUGCCUCUCAGCCAAGCAUCGUGAUCGACGGUUUCACAGACCCUUCAAACAACUCGGACCGCUUCUGUCUUGGUCUCCUCUCCAAUGUAAACCGCAAUUCUACCAUUGAAAACACUCGUCGACACAUUGGCAAGGGAGCUCACCUCUACUACGUUGGAGGAGAGGUGUUUGCGGAAUGCCUCUCAGACAGCAGCAUCUUUGUGCAGUCGCGCAAUUGCAACCACCGGCACAAUUUUAAUUUGACUACUGUAUGCAAAAUUCCGCCAGGCUGUUCGCUGAAGAUUUUCUCAAACCAGGAGUUUGCUCAGCUGCUGCGUCGUACAGUGAGCCACGGCUUCGAGGCAGUUUACGAGCUCACCAAAAUGUGCACGAUUAGGAUGAGCUUCGUGAAGGGUUGGGGUGCCGAAUACCACCGCCAGGAUGUCACCUCGACACCCUGCUGGGUUGAGAUCCACCUAAACGGCCCCCUCCAGUGGCUGGACCGCGUUCUCACUCAAAUGGGCACUCCACGCAAUCCCAUCUCUUCCGUUUCCUGA